Emiliania huxleyi CCMP1516 is the source of this 1467-nucleotide messenger RNA. RefSeq lists its product as hypothetical. NCBI's taxonomy places the organism in Eukaryota, Haptophyta, Isochrysidales, Noelaerhabdaceae. The record is from RefSeq and is a predicted model, not a curated record. The transcript has 2 exons. The coding region runs from base 1 to 1467 and encodes 488 amino acids.
AUGUCAGCAAUCGGCCUCUCGGCCCCCAGCCUCUCGCUUCCGCCUCCGAUGCACAUCUUUGCAACGGCGCCCGCCACUUGCGGCCUGAUAGUUCACCGCCACUACGAGGCGACGGGCGGCACAGCCUUCCGCGAGCUCUUCGCCAAAACCCAGGCCGCCGCGCCGGCAGCAGAGCGCUGGCUCUUCUUGGGGGAUGACUGUGAGCGCGAGGCCCUUUACGGCCACUGGUGCCUACACCACGGCGCUGAGCUCGACCGACUAUGCGGCUUGCGCGCGCCGGCACCCGUUGCGCCCGCGUGUGCAGCCGCGUCGAUGCCGCUGGCCAGGCACCGGGCCAUCCUUGAAUUCCACGCGGGCCACCCGUGGUAUUCCUUCCGCCCAGCCGUGCCGCAGCUGCGGGCCCUCUAUCGGCGGCUGGGCUGCAGCUUCACCCUCUUCACCCUGCUGCGCGAGCCCGUCGCCUUCGUCUUCUCCUUCUGGCAGCAUUUCAAAAAGGGCCGCCAGGAGCUCGACGCCUUCCUGCAGGACCGGCAGGAGGCUGCCUGGACGCGCGAGUUCUUCACCGUGCGGGUGGCGGGCGACGCUGCCACAGCAGAAGACGCCGCCGCAGAAAGCGACGCCGGGCAGACGCUGAAGGCGAGGGUGGCGGGCUUCCAGAGACGGCAAAAGUCGCGGAUUAAGCGGGAGGCGAAGUGGCGGUCGAGCGGCACCCUUCGACGCUAUUAUAUAGAUGCGCGAUCGCCGCUGCCGGGUAUAUUGGCUAAGCUCACCUCAACUCUUGAAAGUGUGCAGGCCCGCACGGAGCUCGCGACCUAUGAGGUGGUCGGGCUGACGGAGGAGUGGCUGGCGACACUGCUGCGUGUGAGCGACCAAAGCGGCUUCCGCUUCGAGCCAUCCGACGUUGGCGCUCACGCCCGCACCGACGGGCCUGCUCCGGGCAAUGCGACGGCUCAUAAGCUCGCCUCGCUGCCGGCGGAGACGCGCAUGGCGCUGCAACGUACGACGCGGUGCGACGCGGCACUCUACCGCGCGGCGUCGCAGCGCUUCAAGGAAGCAAUUGGCCCCGCCGACUCGCGCUUUCGAGCUCGCCUUCGUGUGCUGCAGCAGUACUACGAGCUGAAGGCUCCCCGUCGCGAUCUGCCCGCUGGCGCACGGCUCUUUCCUGGCCGACGUCGCCAGCUGUGCCGCAUUGUCGGACCGCUCCUUUGUAACGAGUCGACGACGACGCGCAUUCCCAUCGCGAACGUGAGGGCGCAGCUGGCCAAGGCGCCGGCAUGGCACGGGGGGUGCGACUUGCGUCGAAACGCGCCCGUUGCGCUGCACGCCGUCUUUCCCGCGUGCACGAUGCUCGUGCCAAAGUCGAACCUCUCAGAAGACACGAGCUCGGGCCCUGUCUGGGAGACGUGGAGACGCACGCUGGAGCGGCGCACGGGGUACAGCGUUGUCGCGGCAAGUCAUGACUUUUAG